Stylonychia lemnae is the source of this 2925-nucleotide messenger RNA. The record is from the annotation of a GenBank genome assembly. Lineage: Eukaryota; Ciliophora; Spirotrichea; Sporadotrichida; Oxytrichidae.
AUGUCUAAACGCAAUCCUAUCUCAUAAAACUAGCCAAUACAGCCGUACUCAAGUGGACAAGGGAAUUAGACUUCUCUUGGAUAGCAUAUGACUUCUAGCAAUUCUGGAAUAUUUCCACCAAUUGAUAACUUGUAGCAGUUCAGAUAAUGUUUAGUAAUGAGUUUGUCUAAAUUUGGGGAUCCUUAGACCAUAAAGUAGGCGGCAGAUGAAAUCAGAGAACUGAUGACUGAACAUAUAACGAAUACAGACAGAAUGAACGCGUUUUUAUUGCUACUUUAGGAACAUAAUGAGCAUAUGAAGCCCAAUCACAGGAAGGAACUCAUAAAGAUUUAUGGGACAGCUGCAGAAAUAUUCGAAGAAGCUUUACUCCCAUUUAUGCCAAAGAUUUUGACAUAUCUUCAAAGGAAACUGAAAGAGAAUGAUUCUCUGUUGCACUAAGUGAUUUCAGAUGCACUAGGGGCAAUGGUUCAUUAGGUUUUAAAAAAGAUUGAGAGUCUUGACGAACUGCUGAAUCAAUUCAAUCCAAUUCUUAAGAUGAUAUUCACAAACCUAAUGACACCAAAUAGACAGCUGCAGAUAGGCUCUGCAAUAUCUCUGACUAGAGUCAUUCAGAAUGCUCCAGUUCUUGUCCUCUAAUCCUCGCUGCCUUUUAUUUCCUCAAAGAUACUUGAAUCGCUGUCAGCUCAUACCUGCAAAUGCCAAACUUAAAUCCUAGAGUCUCUGAUAUCCUUGAUUUUGGCUGUAGAAAAUGAGUUCUCAAAUCAAUGUGCUGACUUUCUACCCUAACUGCUUGAAUGCAUGACGAACAGUGACUGGCAGGUAAGGAAAAUGGCUAUUGAUGUCAUCUAUACUAUGGCUGCUAUACUUAGAGAUGCUUUAGUUCCAUUUAAAAAUGAUAUACUUGAAGUAUUGAAUCACUCUAGAAGUGAUAAGAUAAAGCCAGUUAGGGAAGCUACUUUGGAGGCUAUGCAAGCUGUUAAGGAAAUUUAAACUGGAUAGCAGCAAGUUAAAUCUGAAGAAACUCCGAGUGUGAGAGGGAGGGAAUCGUUCAAAAGACCUCCAACCAGCUAGAAUAGAGCUGGUGCUGAAACUACUCUUGGUAAAAAUACAAGUCAGAGAUAUCAGAGAGAAAUGAGUCCAGAUAACUUUUAACAAUUUACAAAAAAGAAUGCUCAAAGAAAUGAUUCUACUUAGAAUAUGAACAGAUCUUCUAGUAGGGUGCCUGGUUAAAUCACAAAUAGGUCAAAAGCAGAGGAUAUGGCAAAGUCUGAUAAUGAGGGCCAAGGGACCAGAAAGAAUCUCACAAGUGCAACUUAAAAGAAAAUUGCCAGACAGUAGGAGGCAAAUCUACCUUAGACUUCCUCGAGAAUGCAGGCAAUGCCUAAAACCUCAAUAUUUAAAGGUCCUAAAAAUACUGGAUUCUUCAGUAAGCAGGGAGAUGAUAUAGAAAUUCUAGAGGGCUCAAGACCUCAUGAACACGAGAAUGAAUAAGAGACCUCCAUGCAGAUGCAAGAUUAACAGCAAGAGGACAUAUCUAUCAAGAUUUAUGAGGGCAAGAAAAGACCUCUCUACUAGGACUAAUCCAGACUAGAGCAUCAUUUGCUCUCAAGUUAGAAGUAAAGUGACCUUAAUUACAAUUCAGGCAAAAAGGUAUCUCCAUUUAAGAAGAAUUUCUUAGAGCAGUCGGAAAUACUAAGCGACUAAAAGCAUCGACAGUUCUCACACAACAAGAACAAUGACAGUAAUGUCGAGUAGAUCAUUGACUCCUUGCAAAGAGAUAAUGAAAAUUAGAGUUCACCCUCGAACCACAUAGAUAAAUCUUACUUUUCUCCAGGCUUGAAUAAUUAGAUAAGAUAUCAACAGCCAAAUCAUAGCUUUAUUCAAGGAACUAACAAUCUACCUUCAAGUUACAUGCAACCCAUAGGCAAUUCAUCACAAGAUUUUAUGAACUUCAAUGUACCUCAGCAGCAGCCCCCAUAAAUUAUGACUGGACUGCAUUAAAACAUGCCACCAUUAUAUCAGUAGUAAAUUUCUCCGUAGAAUUUUUAUCAUCAGUAAUCAUACCCCUAAACUUAGAUAGGCUAGCCUUCACCUUUAUCUACUUCAAAUGAUCAGCAAAUCUAAUUUCUGAUUUAAGAACUACAAAAAAUAAACCAAAGUUAAUCUCAAGUGAUUGAGAGAAUGAAUGAGUAUUAGAACUAUUAGAAAAAUGAGAUAUUUAGUCUCCAAGCCAGGAUUGCUAAGCUCGAGGAUAUUGUUUAAUAAUAAUAGCAACAAAACAUUCUUAAAUCAUCAAUUAUUCAACCGUAACUAAUGCAGUAGCCUCAAUUAAUGACUAAUUAUGGAACUUAGCCAAUUAUUGAUUAGAGAUAGAGUCCUAUAUCCAGAGGAAGAUGGAAUAAUAACAAUAAUAACUAAUCGAAUGGUAUAUAAAACAAUGUUUCAAUGAGUCUCAAUCAUUAACCUAAAAGUUUAUGGUAGUAAAUUCAAACUUAUGUACACAAAGCCUAAUUAAACGAGGCUUACAAAUUGAUACUUCAGAAUGAUUUAAAUGAUUUAGAAGAUCGUGAUCUUUUGCUAAUCAAGCUCAUAGGUAAGACUGGAGUUUGCUUAGAUAAGUUAGAUGAAUUUACAAUAGACAACUUGCUUAAUAGAAUAAUUAAGAUCCUUUCCGAAAGAGAAUUCAUUGAUGUUUUGCUUCCUUGGAUGUCCAGUAUAACACAGUAUCUUAAAGAUCACAAAAAUUCUCAUAAUUAGGAUAGUCCCAGCAAAUAAUAGCUAAGUCUAAAUACAUUGUCAAAUCUGAUUGAAUGUCUUCUAUUGUUACUUAAUGACUAAGGCUCAAGAAACGGAUUGAAUGAAGUUUAGAGAGUUGAAGUCGAGCAAAUCUAUCUUUCCAUUAGUGAAACUUUAAAAACUUAAUGA